AAAAACCCCACCCCCUACCCCCACACCCCACCCCACCCCUUCUUCUCUCUUUCCCCUCUUUACUACCAAAAAACCAAAGCCAACCCACAAACUCACUCCAUUCAUCACCCCCACACACAACACACACAUUGUGUUAAAAGACAUCACUAAAUAUAGAAGAAUCAAGAAACCAAGAGCAAAUUUCAAGAAAAUUGAAAGAGAAAAAAAAAAAUCAAACUCUUUUCCUUCUUCCUUCUUCAAGUGCCAUGGAUUUACAGAUCUAUGGUUUCUUGUUCACUUUAUUUCUCACAUUCUCCAUUAAUGGUGCUACAUUACAACAAAAAACCCAAACCCCAUCUCCACAAAUCAACUCAAACUCAGUUCUUGUAGCCCUUUUGGAUUCACACUACACAGAACUCUCAGAGCUAGUUGAAAAAGCCCUUCUUCUUCAACCACUCGAAGAAGCUGUAACUAAACACAAUAUCACCAUUUUCGCACCUAGAAAUGAAGCUCUGGAGCUUGAUUUAGAUCCCGAGUUCAAGCGUUUUUUGCUUGAACCCGGGAACAUUAAAUCCCUCCAGAACCUCCUCUUAUUCCACAUGGUGCCAGCUCGAGUCGACCACUCGAGCCUGCACCAUACCAGGAAUAAUAAUCACACAACUCUAUGCCCCGGAGAGACUGAACGCCUCUCCGGGAACAAUCUAAAUAUCAUUCACCCGAAUGAUAUAAUCAAAUCAGACGGAAUAAUUCACGGAAUCCAAAAGGUUCUAAUCCCUAAAUCAGUUCAACAAUCUUUCAAUAAUCGAAGAAAUCUCCGGUCGAUUUCAGCUGUGCUCCCUCAGGGAGCACCAGAAAUCGACCCGAGAACUAACCGAUUGAAGAAAAACCCCAAACCAGUACCCGCCGGCGCUCCACCGGUACUACCGAUUUACUCCGCAAUGGCACCAGGUCCUUCUCUAGCUCCGGCACCAGCACCAGGUCCCGGCGGUAACCACCACCACUUCGACGGUGAAACUCAGGUGAAAGAUUUCAUACAAACACUAUUGCAUUACGGUGGAUACAACGAAUUAGCAGAUAUUUUAGUAAAUUUAACAUCAUUAGCUACUGAAAUGGGGAGAUUAGUUUCAGAAGGAUAUGUAUUGACUGUAUUAGCUCCAAAUGAUGAAGCUAUGGCGAAAUUAACAACCGAUCAGUUAUCGGAACCCGGUGCACCGGAACAGAUAAUGUAUUAUCAUCUGAUACCGGAGUAUCAAACUGAAGAAAGUAUGUAUAAUUCAGUACGAAGAUUUGGGAAAUUGAAAUAUGAUACAUUAAGAUUGCCACAUAAAGUUGUUGCUGAAGAAGCUGAUGGAUCUGUGAAAUUCGGGUUCGAAGAAGGAUCGGCGUAUUUGAUUGAUCCCGAUAUUUAUACCGACGGGAGAAUUUCCGUUCAGGGGAUUGACGGAGUUCUUUUUCCGGUGGAGGAUAUUAAGGUGGCUCCAAAAUCUGCUCCGGUUGUUGGUGAUGCUAAAGUUGUUGCUAAACCAAGAAGAGGAAAGUUGAUGGAAGUAGCAUGUAGUAUGAUGGGGUCAUUUUGUCAUUAAAAUUCAAGAUCAAGAAAUUGAAUUAUUAAGAUUGGUAAUUCAAUUAGGAUUUGUGGAGAAGAGGAAAAAAAAAUAAAAAAGCUACAAAAUUUUCUGAAUAAAUGGCAAAUUUUUAAUAUCUUUUUUUUUCUAGGAGAGCCUUGUAAAAUUUAGGGAAGGAGAAAAAAUGUUUGAGUUGAAGUAAAAAUUCAGAAAAAGGGAAUUUUCUCCUCUUUUUUUUUUUUUUGGUUUUUGUUAUAAAUACUGUAAUUACUAUAUAUCAAUUUUUUAUUUGUAUUUAAGGUUUGUUGGUACCAAACACUUUGUAUGCAGAAAUAUACAGAGUCUUUUUUGUCCUUUUUAUA
Molecule: messenger RNA, 1906 nt
Organism: Solanum pennellii
Lineage: Eukaryota; Viridiplantae; Streptophyta; Magnoliopsida; Solanales; Solanaceae
Product: fasciclin-like arabinogalactan protein 17
Exons: 2
Coding region: 246-1562 (438 amino acids)
Source: RefSeq, a predicted model, not a curated record